Coccidioides immitis RS is the source of this 1467-nucleotide messenger RNA. RefSeq lists its product as uncharacterized. The record is from RefSeq and is a predicted model, not a curated record. The transcript is spliced from 3 exons. Lineage: Eukaryota; Fungi; Ascomycota; Eurotiomycetes; Onygenales; Onygenaceae. Bases 1 to 1467 code for a protein of 488 amino acids.
AUGGACACUUCAAUUUUUGUUUUCGGGGGCAUCUUGGUUGCCAUUACGGCAACAUAUCUAUUCCUCCAUAAAACGCAGCGCGAGCGCCUUGUUUAUGGAUUAAAAACCCGUGGUCGAAAGGUUUCAUCGGCAGGAACUCCUCCUCGAGACCUUGCCCCUGAGAAGCAGCCUUCCGGCCCACUUUAUGGGGAUGUUCUACCGCCCCUGCGCCGGGAAGCACUGUACGAUGUUGCUAGGACCGGCAUUUCAGUUAAAGACGUCCUCGCUCCGAAAGAUCUGGGCGAUUCCGAUGUGGUACGAUCGAUUCUGCCACUGACAGCAAAUUAUCGGACUUGUACGGAAGUUAAAUUUACUCCCCCAGGAUUCUCCACCGACGAAAUUAGAGCUUUGGGGAACUUCCCCGACUAUGCAACUUUGAGCGGUAUUCCUUUGCCGAGCGUUUAUGAGGAGUUCGAUAUCGAUAAAGCUCUGCCCAGACCAUAUCGACCAUUCCGUUGGAAUUAUCAUCAAACUAUGUCGCUCACGAAGAUGGAGCCAGAUUGGUGGCUUGAACUCGAGAAUACAUACAAGAGCCGUGUUGCGCACCGAAAAAUAUUACAUGCCAAACAUGGCAAGUCUGUCCUCGAUAAACUUCCGGGUUCUGAGCUGGCGUGCAAGGAGCUCAUGGAGAUGGUGAUACAGUUCCUCUGCGCCAGGUACCCACGAUACUUUUCUCUUUCGGAGGACAAAAGGUAUUUCACAAAUGGCAUUCUUGAUACAGUCGAGGACCUUCAUACGAAGGACCCCCUUGUUUUCUUGAUGGAUAAUGUCCCUGAGGACUUUGGGAUAAUGCUGAGAGACGACAAAACUGGAAACUAUGUCUUACGGGCAGGGUCGAUAUGCUCUUCCCUGGGAUGGAAUUUGACUACGAAAAUGGGCAUGCAGCUACAUGAGAUCCACGAGCCUAUUCCAGACUAUAAGGAGAAGAUGCAGUUCUCUAUGGAUCGGUACUUUGCCAAAAUGCCAACUGAUAAGCCCAUCCAGCGUGGCUCAUGGGGACUUGAAGUCGAACAACCGCUCUUCAUGCCUCCUGGUGACCCUCAUGAACUCCACCGACUUUCCCAGUCCGACUCCCUCCAGCUCUCUUCUUGCUACCUUCGCGUCGACUGGCAAACUCUCCGUCGUCUCCCACUCUCUGGCUCCAUCAUAUUUAACUUCAAGGCACUUUUCACGCCUGUAACAGAGUUCCGUGACGAGCCAGGCAUUCCAGCGCUUGUGGCGAAGAUUCUGAGGGAGGGGAAGAGAAAUAUUAUGGAAUAUAAGAAUACAUGGCAUGUAGAGCAUGUAGUGUUGCCAGCCUUGGACCAGUGGGCGAAAGAGCAGGAGGAGAAAGGUAUCAUUGAGAAGGACUGGAAUGUUACGACUCUGGAGGAUAGUCCAUAUUUUAAGGGAUGGGAGGAGAAAUGGCACCGCCAGCAAGGGUUUUAA